UAUCCGUUACACACAGACAGGUGGAAUAAGCAAACCCCAUCCAUCCAUCCAUCCGACGAGGCAGCCAUGGGUUGGGCGGUGACGCCAGCGAGGGCUCCGUGGCGGCCGCAGAUAACGCUUUCCUUCGUCGAGUGAAGAGCUCAGGGAGGAGAGGUGCAAGCUUGGUGGCGCCGGUGGAUAGGAUAACGUCUGUGGCAGAGGAAGCAGGCUGACAGUUUGACCGCACUGGUACGGUGUUUUCUCGGUUUUGUUCGUACCAGCAUCAGGGUGCUGUUUGGUCGUGAGCAAAGGGCGUUCUUGUCGGUCCGCCCGCACAGAUGCAGUCCGUCCUACAAACAGCACGCUGUCUGUCUGCAAGGAAGAUUCUCCCAAGUGGCGGCUGGGACGGCUUGUCGAGUGAGAAUGAGCGGUGCUAAGCCAGGGCGUCAUGCCAGAGAUUGGUGUCUCUCUGCAUGGACACACACACAUAGAAGAUGUGCAGAUCCUGAGCCAUUCAUCCAUCCAUCCACGUGUGCUUACGAUUUGCGAGUGACAUGGCCGCUUGGGAAAGGCCAAUGACCCUAACACUACGUCGGAUUGGCCACGACCAGCACACGGGGACGGGCAAUGAGCACUCGCGCAUGUGGCGGACUGGCGAACAAAACACAGAGAUGGACAGAAAGCCAUGGGACGCGACACACGUGUGUGGGGGGGGUUGGGGCUUUGGGGAUUGCUUACGGCUUGGUCAUAGAGUGAGGUACAGUGCUGGUCGGGAGCCACAGGGAGGGCAUGUGUGUUGUGUGUGGGUGGGCGAGACGAUUGUCGAAGCGACUACGCCUCCCUCCCACACCACACACAUCGCCUGAGCCAUCCCGGGUGAUGGACGGGAUACGGCCGAAGCAGCCUUCCCCCGCCCAUCGUGGGCUGGCUCGGACGACUGACAUGGCCCACCUGCCAAGGCACGCACACACGAGACACACCGGUGGUCACAGCUUGGUGCGUCCAGUGCUCCCUCACGUACCUUCUCAAGGUUGCACAUAUCAACCCGCCUCGGCACGAGCUCUUUGGUGACCAUCGCCGCCCCGUACGCAGUCGAUUCGUCGGCCACAUCCCCUCCGACUCCCAUAAUGCGCUGCCCGAUGCGGUCACCGUUGCCGGUGGUCGGUGCCGGUGGCUGUGCCUGGCCAGCGGCAGCAGCAGCAGCAGCAGCUGGGACGAGAGACGGAAUUGGUGCGGCAAGCUUCUGCUGCUUCAACUGCGGUGCGGGGGGUGGAUCGAUGACGCCGGCCUUCCUGGGCACCUCACGCGGGCGGGCCGAUGGCGCGAUCGAGGGAUGGUGAGUGGCGCCAGGGUCUGGUUGGCUUCGUUAUGGACCGACCAUGUGUAUCAUCUGAUUGAUGGACCGACACAGAUGGAUGGAUGGAUGGAUGGUCGACUGUUAUGAUGCAGCAUGUAAUUACUUACCUUUUGGUAGAGUAAAGGACCGCGAGGCGAACCGGGGCGCUUUGUAUCCCCCCACACAAUUGGCCCGUCUUGACAUAGGCGUUGUGCCUGUUGGACAACACAUCAACCAAAGGGUGCGUGCAGUGCCGUCGUGUCUGCGUCUCGUGUGUGGGUGGUGCAUACGUGCGAUGUAC
Messenger RNA from Vitrella brassicaformis, 1616 nucleotides. The record is from the annotation of a GenBank genome assembly. NCBI's taxonomy places the organism in Eukaryota, Vitrellaceae.